AUGGCAGUUCCUGAUGCACACAUUGUUCAGUUCGAUUUGAACUCCAUCUCAUCUUACGAUCUCCUGGAUCAUAACGGUGAUCCAGCAUAUAAUUUCUUAUCACCUCCCCAAUUUGAGAGUCCUCUAGUCCCCCCUGGUUUUAAAUGGCGCCGAGUUGAGUCGGUAUCGACGCGCAUACCUUCGCCAGAAUCGGUAUCCUCCUCACAUGCUUCCACUUCCUCAGCAUCAGAUAUAAAUUCCGUAAAGCUGGGUUCCGCACUUCCCUUCCCAUCGUCCUUUCCUUCCUCCGCCGCUCUUGCGAGUAUGCCCAUACCAUGUUCUCGUGGAUACUCGCGUAGCAAAGACCCAGAUCACGUACCACGUCCGCGGAAUGCUUUCAUGCUCUUCCGCUCUGCUUUUGCUGCCGCACAGAAAAUCGGAACGAAUAUUGAGCGUGACAAUCGACACAUCACGCGCAUAAUCGCGCACUGUUGGAAUCGCCUGUCCGAAUCAGAGAAACAGGUUUGGCGUAAUAAGGCUGCAACGGAGAAGGCCGUCCAUGCGAUAAAGUACCCAAAUUACAGAUUUCAUCCUGUCCUGCGUGCCAAAAAGCCUACCAAACGAAGAGUUCAGAGGAACGGCACGGAAGAUAAGAGACGCUGCGAGCAAGUCGCCGAACUCCUUCUUGCAGGCAAGCAUGGCGAAGAACUCGAGGUCGCAGUCAAGGAAAUCGACGACACUAUGAAAGCCACAACUUCUACGUCAUCCCCUGAUUCAAGGAGUGGGUCAUCAUCCAAGGGCAUACAGCCUCCUUGUGAAGGCGACUUUGACGGACGCGAGAUACAACCAUUCCGCAGCCCUCUUUUGCCACCUACUACCAAGUCAACUAGUCCUUCAAUCUGCGACUUUACAGGUGCCACUCAGUUUUCUCCACCGCUCACUAUGGCCAAGACCAUUACAAAAUCUCACGAAUGUAGCGAGCAGCCUCACCAAGCACCGUAUGACACCGAUCAACCAAUAUCGAGUACUUCUCCGACACACCCACUGCUCCUCACCCAACCUGACUUUUAUCCUCUGUACCAAAGUGCCAGGCUCUCACCACUGCCUGUGGCACUUUAUAGCGAAUCUUCAGCCUUGUUCAUAGACUACACAGAUAAGAACGACGGCGGCGGUAAUAUCUCCGCAUUGACUCCCUCCCCUCCAGACUUUUCUGCCUUCUCAUGGGACACAUUUUCAACGCUGUGCUAUAGUACCAAUUCGUCUCACUCGUACACAACUUUUCCAUCCUACUGA
Messenger RNA from Suillus subaureus, 1272 nucleotides. RefSeq lists its product as uncharacterized. Gene Ontology annotation, molecular function: DNA-binding transcription factor activity, RNA polymerase II-specific; RNA polymerase II cis-regulatory region sequence-specific DNA binding. The transcript has 3 exons. NCBI's taxonomy places the organism in Eukaryota, Fungi, Basidiomycota, Agaricomycetes, Boletales, Suillaceae. Bases 1 to 1272 code for a protein of 423 amino acids. Gene Ontology annotation, cellular component: nucleus. Gene Ontology annotation, biological process: regulation of transcription by RNA polymerase II. The record is from RefSeq and is a predicted model, not a curated record.